Molecule: messenger RNA, 781 nt
Organism: Cylicocyclus nassatus
Lineage: Eukaryota; Metazoa; Nematoda; Chromadorea; Rhabditida; Strongylidae
Source: the annotation of a GenBank genome assembly
AUGCACCUGAAGAGAUUCACUCUCAGUCAUAGCACGGCUAUAUGCAUGGACGAAGCUUCAUCAUCUACUGCCACGCAACUGUCAGAUGUCGAACUGAUCAAAUGCCACCCACUGAUGCCUGUUUUGGAGUUACUAUGUGAGAAAUGCGGUGACGCUACACAUACAAUGCAUCCGAGAGCGUUUCAAAUGAAUGAUGUAUGUCAGCUAUUUCGAAAACUUGAAUCGAAUGGGGUGAGCGCAACUACCGGUAACGAGAAAAUCGACAAGCUUAUGAAGGACGCGAUUGUAGUGCUUCGGAUUCAUUUGAUCGAGUUACAAAAGGUAGCCUCAUUGGCUGAGGAUUUUCACACCAAAUACUUACAAGCCCUUCGAAAACGUGUCUCCCAUGAUGUCCUAGUGGAAUCCACCGGUGACAGCGAUGAUGAUCUAGCCGAACCCAAUCGUCAUGACGAGAUAGUCUCGUCGAGACUUCAAGGAGGUGCUGUUGCGACUCUAACGACUCCACAGGGUACCGUUAGUAUAUCAUUCGAUCCAAGGACAGUACUGUCUGGUGUUCAAGGUGCAUCUACUGUCAAAGCUCGUCCGAGGUUCGAUUUCACUUCCAUUGAACGAAAUCGAUCAUUGCAGAAUAGUAGACGCUUAGGAGACGUUCAAACUAGUGCCAGUGAAACUCCAGUAAGAGUUCGUUGUCGACAUCGAAGUGAGAGUAAUGAAGAAUGAAUGAGUCACUAUAGUAUGCGAAAUAUAGAGCCUAUAAUAUAUCUUUAUGACACAUUGUUCU